Haliotis rufescens (red abalone) is the source of this 6957-nucleotide messenger RNA. RefSeq names its product collagen alpha-1(I) chain-like. Gene Ontology annotation, molecular function: protein binding; extracellular matrix structural constituent. NCBI's taxonomy places the organism in Eukaryota, Metazoa, Mollusca, Gastropoda, Lepetellida, Haliotidae. Bases 206 to 6502 code for a protein of 2098 amino acids. The record is from RefSeq and is a predicted model, not a curated record. The transcript has 51 exons.
CUAGCAGACCGGGUUUGUUGGCAGCUUUCACAAGCCUGCCAGACAAUAUUGUACCCAAACUUCCUAGGAAUCCGUUGUUGAGCUCUCAGGAGUUCAGGCUCGGCUCUUCCUAGUAGUAGAAGCCAUUUUCUGGCUUCUAAAACAAUCUUGUAAUUUUAAAGUUUGUCUGUGAAUGUCUUGACGUUUUGUCGGACUACACAUCAGGAUGUGGAGAGAGGCUUUGAUAGCCCUUUUGGCUCUUGCAGCCGUGAUACACGCUCAAGUUGAGAGCGAAUGCUAUAAUGAAGAUGGUGACGAAGUUGCCGACGGCGAUAGUUGGAUUCCGGACAGAACUGACCCAUGCUAUGUUUGCACGUGCAGGCGCACAAAAGCUAUCUGCAAGGACACCGCGUCCUCCUGUCAGUCUAUCGACUGUGGUGAUGAUGAGCCUGUGAAGCCAGUUGGUGUAUGCUGUGCCUCGUGUCCAGAGAAAGCAUCCAACACAGAGCAGGAAAUGCUCAGUGAUGAAGCAUCAGAGGGGGGAUCUGAUAUAGCUAAGUCACGUAAGCGUAGACAGGUCGGAGGCACUCGACGUCGUACUAGUACCAGAAGACCUGCCAGUAGACGUACUGGUAACUUUAGAACUAGAGGCGGAAGUAGCACUGGUGGCGCUGGUGGUAAACCUGGCAGUAGCUUCAGUUUUAGUUCAGGUGGUGGUGCCGGUGGUGGUGCCGGUGGUGGUGCCGGUGGUGGUGCCGGAGGUAAACGAAGGGGUGGUGGGACAGGAAGUAGUUUUAGUUCAGGUGGUGGUGCCGGUGGUGGUGCCGGUGGUGGUGCCGGUGGUGGUGCCGGUGGUAAACGUAGAGGUGGUGGGACAGGAAGUAGUUUUAGUUUCGGAACUGGUGGCGGUGCUGGUGGCGGUGCUGGUGGCGGUGCUGGUGGCGGUGCUGGUGCCGGUGCUGGUGCCGGUGGUAAACGUAGAGGUGGUGGGACAGGAAGUAGUUUCAGUUUCGGAACUGGUGGCGGUGCUGGUGGCGGUGCUGGUGGCGGUGGCGGUGCCGGUGGCGGUGCCGGUGGUAAACGUAGAGGUGGUGGGACAGGAAGUAGUUUUAGUUUCGGAACUGGUGGCGGUGCUGGUGGCGGUGCUGGUGGCGGUGGCGGUGCCGGUGGUGGUGCCGGUGGUGGUGCCGGUGGCGGUGCCGGUGGUGGUGCCGGUGGUGGUGCCGGUGGUAAACGUAGAGGUGGUGGGACAGGAAGUAGUUUUAGUUUCGGAACUGGUGGCGGUGCUGGUGGCGGUGCUGGUGGCGGUGCUGGUGGCGGUGCUGGUGGCGGUGGCGGUGCCGGUGGUGGUGCCGGUGGUAAACGUAGAGGUGGUGGGACAGGAAGUAGUUUUAGUUUCGGAACUGGUGGCGGUGCUGGUGGCGGUGCUGGUGGCGGUGGCGGUGCCGGUGGUGGUGCUGGAGGGAAACGUACUGGUGGUACAGGCGGUACAGGCGGUACAAGAGGGACCGGGGGCAAAACAGGAAGCAGUUUCAGUUUUGGUACAGGGGGUGGAACCGGUGGUACACGUGGUACAGGUGGUACAGGUGGUACAGGUGGAACAGGUGGAAAAACAGGAAGCAGUUUCAGUUUUGGUACAGGGGGUGGAACCGGAGGUACACGUGGUACAGGUGGAACAGGUGGUACAGGUGGUACAGGCGGAAAAACAGGAAGCAGUUUCAGUUUUGGUACAGGGGGUGGAACCGGUGGUACAGGUGGUACAGGUGGUACAGGUGGUACAGGCGGAAAAACAGGAAGCAGUUUCAGUUUUGGUACAGGGGGUGGAACCGGUGGUACAGGUGGAACAGGUGGAACAGGUGGUACAGGUGGUACAGGUGGAAAAACAGGAAGCAGUUUCAGUUUUGGUACAGGGGGUGGAACCGGUGGUACACGUGGUACAGGUGGAACAGGUGGUACACGUGGUACAGGUGGAACAGGUGGAACAGGUGGAACAGGUGGUACAGGUGGAAAAACAGGAAGCAGUUUCAGUUUUGGUACAGGGGGUGGAACCGGUGGUACACGUGGAACAGGUGGUACAGGUGGUACAGGUGGUACAGGUGGAAAAACAGGAAGCAGUUUCAGUUUUGGUACAGGGGGUGGAACCGGUGGUACACGUGGUACAGGUGGAACCGGUGGUACACGUGGUACAGGUGGAACAGGUGGUACAGGUGGUACAGGUGGAAAAACAGGAGGGGGCUUCACAUUUGGUUCUGGGAGUGGGACAGGUGGCUCUAGUGGAACAAGAACUGGUGGCUCAAGAACUAGUGGCUCAAGCUCAGGUUCUAGUGUUUCCGAUAAAGCUUUGAAUAUUGGUUCAAGAUCCGGCACGGGAGGUACAGGUAGUAGUUCAAGGGGUGGCUCUUCUGGCAGGCGUGGUUCAUCAGGGUCUGGCGGUAGUGGGGCUAGUGGUACAGGUGGUGGCGCUAGUGGUACUAGAGGUACAGCAGGCUCGUCCGGUAGCAGGUCUAGUGGAUCUAGUGGAUCACGGUCAUAUAGCACAUCUGGAGCGUCAGGUAGUCGGACUCGUUCCAGUUCCAGUUCCAGUAGGUCGUCUUCCUCUAGAGGCAGCAGCCGCUCCUACAGUACUUCCAGUGGUCGUUCUAGAAGUAGUGGUGGUGGCGGCAGACGCCGCACUGCCCAGAACACACAAGGCAAUGUCAAGGCCGGACCCGCCUACUCUCCACAGUACUACUCACCAGGUGCUCCAGGCCCACGGGGACCCCCCGGACCCCCCGGUCAAUCUGGACCCCAGGGAUUCCAAGGAAUGCGCGGAGAGUCUGGCGACCCAGGCCCACCCGGUUCCACUGGUCAACGUGGUUUCGCUGGACCCCCCGGCUCCGCUGGUCUUGAUGGCGAGGAGGGUAUGCCUGGAGACCCAGGUCCCUCAGGACCCCUUGGAUCACCUGGAUCAUCUGGACGCCCAGGAAUGCCAGGAAUGCCUGGGCCCAAAGGACACAGGGGACCUUCUGGUCGCCCCGGUCGUGACGGAGAGGCUGGAAAGCAAGGAGACAAAGGUAUAACCGGUGCAGGUGGACCCCCAGGAUCUUCUGGACCCCAGGGACCCCGUGGUUCCCCCGGAGAGAGAGGUCGUGAUGGAAGCCCCGGAUCCCCCGGUAUCCGUGGAGAGGACGGUAUGGCUGGUAACUCUGGAUCUGCAGGACCUAUUGGACCCCCCGGACCUCCUGGAUUCCCUGGAUCAUCUGGAGCUAAGGGAGAUGCUGGUCAGUCUGGAGAUCGUGGCCCAAUGGGAUCAUCCGGUGCCCCAGGAAACAAUGGCGCCGCCGGUCAACCUGGUCAGCCUGGAAGGCCUGGCUCUUCUGGUGAUGACGGCAACCCUGGUACUAAGGGUGAGAUGGGACCCGCUGGUGGCCCCGGUUCUCCUGGCUUCCCUGGCCCCCAGGGACCCCCCGGAGCCGCUGGAGCCCAAGGAGCUGCUGGAAACAAAGGAGAUCAGGGACGUGACGGAAGCCCCGGUAGCCAGGGAGAGGUUGGAGCUGCUGGUCAAUCCGGUGCACAAGGAGAGAGAGGUCUGCCUGGACUUCCUGGUCAGGAGGGAAAGAGGGGACCCCUAGGAGCAGGAGGACCACCCGGACCACCCGGACCUAACGGUGAAAGGGGACUUCCCGGAACUCCCGGAAUGUCUGGACGCCCCGGUUCUGCAGGAGUAGCUGGAAAGGAUGGAGCACGUGGUCUUCAGGGAGAACGCGGAGAGGCUGGACAACAAGGUGUCGCUGGAGCCCCCGGAAGCGCUGGACAGACCGGAGCUCGUGGUGCCCCAGGAUUCCCUGGUGCCGACGGUGCCCCUGGUGAGCGUGGACCCGCUGGCAACCCCGGAGUUGAUGGUAACCCAGGAGAACAGGGACCCCAGGGCAUCCAGGGACCACCAGGUCUUCAGGGCCCAUCUGGAAAUAAGGGAGAUACUGGUCCUUCAGGAAAGGAUGGCGAUGUUGGCCGACCCGGAGCAGUAGGACCCCGUGGAGAGAGAGGACCCGCCGGAGAAGCUGGCCUUGAGGGACCCCCAGGAUCACCCGGCGCUGAAGGAGAGAUUGGAGCAGCCGGUCGUCCUGGUGAGCAAGGAUUCCAGGGUCUCCCCGGCCCCGCCGGACCCCCCGGUGAAGCUGGACGCCCAGGACCUAUUGGUGAGAGUGGAAUCCCCGGAGAGCCUGGCGCAAGCGGAGAGAGAGGUGAGCGCGGUGCCCCCGGAGAGGUUGGCGUUUCUGGAUCACGUGGUGCCCCAGGAGAGAGAGGACCAGGUGGACCAUCUGGAGAAGUCGGACAAGCUGGACCACCCGGACCCGCCGGAGCAAGAGGAGAUGCUGGCGCACAGGGACUUAUCGGUAUGCCUGGCGAGAGAGGCCCACUAGGACGCCCCGGAGCUCAAGGAAACAGGGGUCUGACUGGUGAGCGUGGACAGGAUGGAGAGGCUGGACGCCCCGGCGAGGCUGGAGCCCCAGGAUCCCCCGGUCAACCCGGACCUUCAGGACUUGUCUCUGCCAAGGGAGACCGCGGAGAAUCUGGACCCGCUGGUGAGCCCGGUCCACCAGGUUCAUCUGGACAGAGAGGACCCUCAGGAGCCCAGGGACCACAGGGACCAACUGGUCUUUCAGGACCUACAGGAGAGAUGGGUCAAACAGGAUCCGAUGGAAAUGAUGGUGCUAAGGGCGACACCGGAGCACGUGGAUAUCCAGGCGAGGCUGGACCAAUCGGAGCACCAGGAAACGAAGGACGCGAGGGCAGGAAGGGCGGCCGUGGAUCUGGUGGUAUUCCCGGCAACUCUGGUACCCCAGGAGACCCAGGACGUGCUGGACCCCCUGGCUCCCCUGGCGCUCAAGGACCCCCCGGACCCUCAGGAGCUACUGGACUGUCCGGAGACGGAGGAGAGCGUGGUGAGACUGGACCCCCCGGACGUUCCGGUGAGCCUGGCGCUCCUGGAAUGCCUGGUCUGGAUGGUGCCCAAGGAGAGAGAGGAUCUUCAGGACUCAACGGUCCAUCUGGACCUCCCGGACCAGUAGGACCCCAAGGAGAACGCGGUGCCAACGGAUUCCCAGGUUCUCAGGGAGAGGCUGGUGCUGCUGGACCCCCAGGAUCUGCUGGAGAGCCCGGACUUCGUGGAGACAAUGGAAAUGACGGUGCCCCAGGACAAGCCGGACCUCCAGGACCUACCGGACCUGCUGGCUACCCAGGAGAGACUGGACAACCCGGAUCCCCAGGCAAGGAUGGACCACUUGGACCUGUUGGACGCUCAGGAUCAAAGGGAGGUCGUGGACCUGCUGGAGCCAGUGGACCACCAGGCCUCAAUGGACCCGUUGGCGCACCAGGAAACUCAGGACCCCCCGGACCUUCUGGAGAACGCGGCGAGAGGGGAGAGCUUGGCCCCAGUGGACCUUCUGGUUUAACCGGACAACGUGGACCUGCUGGUGCCCGUGGUGCUGCUGGAGAUAAGGGAGAGUCUGGAUGGGAUGGAGCUAAGGGAGACAAGGGCUGGCCAGGUAUGCCUGGACCCCAAGGACCUCCCGGACCUCUUGGAAGCAAUGGAGACCCCGGCCCACCCGGACCUCCCGGAGUUGCUGGUCAAAAUGGAAAGUCUGGAAGCCGCGGACGUCCAGGACGUAGUGGAAGCCCAGGACAACAAGGACCUGCCGGACCUUCUGGUGCCCGUGGACCUUCUGGUGAUGACGGACUCAGUGGACCAUCCGGACCUUCUGGACCCCCUGGACCUCCUGGACCCCCCGGCUACGGACCAGUAUAUUCACCUCAGCCAAGCUGGAACAAGGGACCAGACCCAUACCAAUAUGAUGAGCCAGAGGGCGGUAUGGCCGUGUACGAGAACCUCAACAGAGUCAGGGAGGCCAUCGUCCGUGUAGGACACUCCAGACUCGGCAGCCGUACUUCACCAGGCAAGAACUGCAGGGACAUCAAGCUCAGCAACCCCGACUUCAAGGAUGGCGAGUACUGGAUCGAUCCUAAUGGCGACUCUGCUCUUGACGCCCUGAGGGUAUUCUGUAGAAUGGAGACCCUUGAGACUUGCAUCAAGCCCAAGAUAACUGAGUACCGUCGUGAUCGCUGGACAAAGGACAGCACCAGUGGCCAAUACUUCAUGUCCGAUGUCUUCGGCAAGAUGAAGGAGUUCAAGUACGACAUCGACGUCAAGCAGAUGAAGGUUCUCCAGUUCGACUCCCAGAGCGCCCGCCAGGGAGUAACAUACCACUGCCUCAACUCCCACAGCUACGGCACCCGCUUCAUCACCGAUGCCGGCGACGAGCUUGACUCAGCUGAGGGUAGAUUCAAGAGGACAACAUACAUCGACAUCGUAGAGGGAGACUGUGAAACUGUAUCAUCUAAAGAUAACCAAUGGCAUAGAAACAGAUAUGAAGUUAGGACCAACAAAUCAGAACUAUUGCCUUUAGUCGAUGUCUUGCUAUUCGAUAUUGGUGGAGAAAACCAACAAUUUGGCAUCGACGUAGGAGAGGUGUGCUUCAGCUAAACCGACAAGAUACAUAGCUAAUUUGCAUAAUUUAAUUUUUUUGGUGCUAUGGGGCCAAACGUUUUCAAGGAGAAUCAUCCAUGUUAGUGGUCUGUAUUUUCUAUGCCCAAAUCAAAUUCCGUCCACAUGUUGUAUGCUAGUAUUAUUAAAGAUCACGUGAAUGUAGGACCUCGUUCUGACUUUGAUGACCUCAUUGUUACCAAGGCAACUGUGAUGCAAUCCACCAAUGACAUUUGGCGGGGAAACAACACUCAACUGUGAUGUAAAUAUUGUGAUACAACAACUCUAACACUGCCACGAUUGACUCACACCUCGCCAAAAAUCUGGGAUGAACCUCAAGGAAAACUUAUCAUUUUAUCCAAGAAAUAUUAUCAUUCGAUUACUCCAUGUCCAUUUACAAUAACAUCUUUCAUUGUCGGUGCGAAGCUGAAAGGGGAAAUAAAAUUAAAAAAUUA